AUGUCGCCCAACUCGAUAGCAUCGGGUCCGACCUCAUCACCGGCAGCAUCAACCAAGAGAGAUCGUUCCAAUACUGUUCAAGAUGCAGCAGCUCGUGGUCAAGCAGAUCGCGGUCAAGCAGAUCGUGGUCAAAAGCGAACCAGAGUCCGUCAAGCGUGCAACCGUUGUAAAGCACGCAAGAUCAAAUGUGGCGAUCUGAGACCUUGCAAGAACUGCACCAGCCUCGGUCUCGUCUGCCGCGACUGGCGACCUGGAGAGGAGCCAUACGAGCAAAACUCGCUUGCUCAUCCCGCUGGACGAUCUUCAUCCGCACUCACCGAAAACCCGUCAGCUCCAUGGCCUUCGACAGACUACCACUUUCCUCCACACUCUAACUCGGAUCCACAGUUCCAUCGUGCCAGCCGACAUGCUGAGAUGGAUGCUAGAGCCGAAAGGUCGGGUUCCGCCAUCCCUUGGCCCAAUACCCCCUAUGAACGAUCACAUCACACUGUAGCUUGGCCUCCCAAGCUUGAUCCAAAACGUCACCGCUACCUUGCCUACCCAUAUGACUCAAUCUACCGCAACGAGUUUGGCCACUUGAAGGCUCUCUCCUUGUCAUCCGGUCUUGGCACGCUCUCUUAUCUUCACGAAUAUCACAAACUGGCCAAUGAGCAAUUCCUCGAUGCCCUCUGGCAGGUGCUCGAGGGCGAAAACCAAGAAGGUGCCAACAUGCAAAUGUUUGCUCUUGAAAACGAGUCGCUCUCUCCUCACUCUCAUGGCAGUCACAUGGGCUCUGGUCUUGGUGCGCCAACUGGUGCCUUUCCCGACUCUCUCGCAGCUCACUGGUCACUGGGCGGUGCUCCUUCUCUCAAUGUUCCUUUCACCUUUGAUGCAGCGGCUGGUCCCACACCCGAACGGUUCGCUUCCAUGCAGAUUCCCGCCAAACCUACCUUUUCCAUCGCCAGCACCUCGUCCGCAGAGACCUCACCGGCCAACAUUACUCCACAAUCACAAGAGCCACGUCGGACUCGCUCAAAAAGCCACACUCUUUCCUCAGCCGCUAGUAGGAAUGGCGAGCCUACAUCCACCUCAGAGCAGAGCCAGCCAGCAAAGACCUAUCUCGAAGCUGGGCCGCCGCCUGAAGACCUUUGGACUUUCAUCAGCACCAAGAUACCACAGCAACACCGACGCUCUCUCCUCCAUACCUUCUUGUCCACCACCUACGUCCUCUGGCCAACCUUUAUCCUCUCCGAGUUUCUUGUCACUCUCAAAGACGAACGUGAACGUCAGAAUGCCACGUUUGUCUGUCUUGUCAUCGCAUGUUGUGCGGUCGCUGCUCGUCAGGAAGCAGGCAGCGUCAAAGGUGGACAGGCAGCAGAAUGGGGUCGCAACUUUGGCUUCUUCGAGCUUUAUCUCGACAUUCGUAGGCUUGCUCCACGCAACACCGAUUGGGCAAGCUUGAAUCACAUCCAGGCUCUCUUCUAUCUUUCUCACUAUUGCUUUGGCGCUUCUGGACCAUUUGGCGUCACGAGGGCGCAUUACCUGAUCAACGGCUGCGUCUCGAAAUGCUUCGACGUCGGACUUCAUCGAUCUGCAGAAACCUACACUGAGGCAUUCACUGCUUCAGAGAUCGAAGCCCGUCGUCGUACACUAUGGGCUGUUUAUUGCGGUGACAAGAUCUCAGCUGCUUAUGGACGACCUGUUAUGCUGCGUCUCUCCGAUAUCGAUGUGCCCGAGCUGGAUGUCGACUCGGAGGAAUACACGGAAAGGUUACCUGCUGCGACAUCCUUUGACCGUGCAUGCACGCUACGGCCAUGGCAUCGCGCUGCUGUUCGCCUCUUCUGCGUUCUGGAGCGUGUUAUUGACAAGAUCAAUCUUCCCGCAUGCAGUUCGUCGGCAGCUCUUGAGCGCGUUAUGCGCAAAAAGCCAAAGCGACCUAGGCAAUCGCAAAAUCAUGACGAUAGUUGCAUGGCUGACCACGAAGCUAUUGGUUUUGAUGAAGAGCUGGAGCUUGUCGAUGAUUUCCGAUUCGCCGAUACUCCCAAGCCAACAUCGGCUCAUGAAGAUGACGCUAUGUAUCAAGCUCACGUAGAGCGUCUGCGGACAACAGCAGCUUUCAUUAAGAUCUUUAUCUAUCGUCAUCUUUUUUGUAUGGCAAACACCAAUCUCUCUCGUCAACCACCGCGUAUCGAUUAUCGCGAUGAGAUGGUCAAAUGGUGUCGAGAACUUCUUCUUUCUCAACGCAAGAUGAUCCAACGCGGUGAUUAUACAGACUUUGGUUCUGUUAUGUCUUAUCAACUUAGUCAGACUGGUCGAGGUUUGAUUCCUGCCAUUUACAUUACCUCUCGUUUGAUCGAUCCCUCGCAAGAUUCAAAGUCGUCCGCUAUUCUUAAAGAGGCACAGGAGUUACUUGUGCUUGCGUAUGAUUUGCUUAGACAGUUGUCUAACCGCUUUACAGCGUCUAACCGACAACUUCAGAUUAUGCAAUCUGCUUUCCGUCGUCUAGAUCUCAGUCUUAGGAAAAGACAUCAUGUCCGUCGUUCGUCAGGCGCGCAUCAGGCUUCGUCCCAUACCCGUGCUCACGGUAAUGGAGAAAGAAAUGACAUUCAGGGUGUCACUGCACCUACAUGUACGCAUAAGGAGAUCACUAGUGGUCUUGACCUUAUCGCAGGUGUUGCUGGAGCAGAGUUGCUUGGCACAGAAGGUCUUGGAGAAUCAACGGCGAGUAAUGAAGAGGAGGACGACUUUGACGAUCUUGAUAGAGAUAAGAAGCCUGGAUGGAUCUCGGAUUUGCCCAUCAAUCAACCGGCGGAGAAAACAGCUCCGCAUCCGGUGAGCGCUUUUGUAGGAUGGCCUCCUGCAUCUGGUUCAGGGAAUGCCUCCUCGUGA
Messenger RNA from Ustilago hordei, 2868 nucleotides. RefSeq lists its product as uncharacterized. Gene Ontology annotation, biological process: regulation of DNA-templated transcription; DNA-templated transcription. Lineage: Eukaryota; Fungi; Basidiomycota; Ustilaginomycetes; Ustilaginales; Ustilaginaceae. The coding region runs from base 1 to 2868 and encodes 955 amino acids. Gene Ontology annotation, molecular function: zinc ion binding; DNA binding; DNA-binding transcription factor activity, RNA polymerase II-specific. The record is from RefSeq and is a predicted model, not a curated record. The transcript has 4 exons.